AUGCUAAUCCAUUUUCGCACCCGGAUCCGUUCUCGAACCACUACCAACCCAUUCAAUCCUCUGCAAACCCUAAUACCCAAAUCUUCAAAGACCCUAAAAAUGUCUGCAACCCAGUCGGAUGCGAAGCCAAAAAGACCCAUAUGUCCAUCUUGCUCAAAACCUACCCGAGUCUGCCUCUGCAGUAGGAUCCGUACCCGGAACCUCGACAACUCCGUAAGUGUAACGAUUCUUCAACACAGUUUAGAAAGAAACCACCCUUUAAAUUCUACUAGAAUUGCAAAAUUAGGGCUCAAGAAUCUCAAUGUAGUCACUGUUUUUGAAGUCGAUUUUGAAGCCCGGUUCGAAAUCAGGUUGUUGGAACCGGGUCUAGGUUUGAUUGGACCGGAAAGUUCUGGGUUUGAUCAAGUGAGGGAAAUGGAAAUAACCCAGAAAGCUGGUUUUGAAGUUAAGGGAGAUGGGAAGUGUCAAGAUGAGAAAAAUACGGACUUGAUUGAUGAAAAUGAGAAUCCUUGUGAGAAAUUAGAUAAAGGGCCUCAUGUAGAUUCUAUAAAUGGAGAAGGGGUUGUGAUUAAUACUACUGUGAUUAAGUAUGGAGUUGUUAGUCAUCUUUCUCAUAUUUGGAAACUGGACACACAUGGGAAGAAGCCAAAAUUUGAACACAUAUUGACAUCUACAAUGGCCAAAGAAGCUUUGAGAGGAGGAUUUGUUGUGAAAAAACUUGAAAGGAAGAAAUUAGAAGGGAACAUGGAACUGGAACUAGAAGAAAAUGAAGAAUUUGAAAUCAAGGUUCCACAAGGAUCAGUACUUUUAUUCCCAAGUCAAAAUGCAAUUGGGGUUGAUGAGCUUAAAUCAAUGCAUUUUGAGGUGAAGAAUUUGAUUGUUUUAGAUGGGACAUGGUCCAAAGCUGGUAGAGUUUACAAUGAGAAUCCAUGGUUGAAACUUUUGCCACAUUUGAGGUUGGAUUUGGACAAGAUGAGCUUGUAUAGUGAAAUAAGGAGUCAACCAAAGGUAGGAUGUUUGUCAACCAUAGAGAGCAUUGUAUAUAGUUUGAAAGCUUUGGGUGAGAAGGUUGAUGGGUUGGAGAAUUUGUUGGAUGUUUUUGAAUCCAUGGUUGGGGAUCAAAGGCGCUUAAAGGAUGAAAGGUUGAGUAAAAGAACCAAAGAAUGAUUCUAUUAGUUUCACCAUUGAUGUUACGAUUUCUUGGUGUCAUGUUUCUAAAGCCAAUUUUUUGCCAUUCGGGUUGUUUUUAAAAGGUUAAAGAUGCUCUAAAUUUUUCUAUUCUUAUAAGUUUAGAAUUUAAAUUUUUUUCUUUUGAAGAAUUUAGUUUUUAUUACAAUAUCAUUAAAAAAACUAUUUAAAAAUUAGUCCAAAAUAAAUCUAGACAUAUAAUUGUUCAAAUUCACAUUGAAAUACUGCAUUUCACAAGAAGUGUUGUGAUGGUGAAUCCUCCUGCAUAAAACAAUUAGCAAGGGAUGAAAAUGUAAACAGUCAAAACCAAUGGGGCUAUAAAGUAAAAAAGACGACAAAUACUGAACUAUUUUUUAAUUUCCAAAAUGUCCCUCUUCGAUUUGUUACUUCUAAAAAUCACCCUCUGCCUCUUUCAAGUUCUGUUUUCCAUUUCCAGGACUGGUAUUAGCCGCCAAUUUUUCUUCUUCCAGAGCAAUGCAAAAGCUCCUUUCACGUCCACUCUCGAGCCCCCCAAAACACUCCUUCUCUUACUUCUUCUCCCACUCUGUCUCCAAAACCACUUACGACCCUCCAUUUUCCCCUAUUUCCAAACCUCCAAAACCCAAACCAAAGCCACCCGACCCAACCCCAAACGGGAACCCGACUCCUAUAAAGUCAAGCCUCCCAUUUGAAUUCAGGCACUCCUACUCUGAAACCGACCCGACACUCGAACCCAUCGGGUUCCGAGAGCCAAAGAGGUUUUCUCCAUUUGGACCUGGAAGGCUCGAUAGGGAAUGGACCGGGACUUCAGCGCCGGUCCGAGAUGAAGUGGAUAGUUGUUUGGUCGAAGAGGAGAGGAUACGGGUUCUUGGUGACCCGCUUACAGAGGAGGAAAUCGAGGAAUUGGUUGAAAAGUAUCGGCAUAGUGAUUGCGCUCGGCAAAUCAAUCUGGAUAGUCGGAUUAUUUUGAGUCCGAGCAACAUAGAUUGGAAUGGAUGAUGGGAUUUAGAGAAGGCUUGACUGUGGUCUCGUUGGCAAGGGUUUCUUCUAAAUUUACCUGCAUUAGGCUUUCUCUUAUUUGUUGUUGCAGCUUUACAUCGAUCGGUCUUUUCGAUAGAGGAUUCAACACUUACUUUGAGUCCGAGUAGCAUAAUAGAUUGGAAUGAAGGGUAGAAAUGGAAUGUUGAGAAGGUUUGUUUGUUUUGUGUUAGGGAAGAAUGGGGUCACACACAACAUGUUGGAUGACAUUCAUAAUCAUUGGAAGAGAGCUGAAGCUGUAAGGAUCAAGUGUUUGGGGGUACCAACUCUUGAUAUGGACAAUGUUUGCUUUCACCUUUGAGUAUUUCGAUAGGAAAAAUCCGGGGGGAAAAUCAUCUACCGCCACAUAAAUAUCCUCAUUUUGUAUAGGGGUCGAAACUAUGAUCCCCAAAACCGACCAGUUAUACCUCUUAUGCUAUGGAAGCCUUAUGCUCCUAUAUAUCCGAAGCUUGUGAAAAACGUUGCUGAUGGCCUGACGUUCGAAGAAACCAAGGAAAUGAGAAAUAGAGGACUCCACUCUCCUGCACUUAUGAAUCUCACGAGGAAUGGAGUGUAUGUAAAUGUAGUGGCGAGGGUCCGGGAGGCAUUCGAGACUGAGGAGGUGAUUAGACUAGACUGCACCCAUGUUGGUACGAGUGACUGCAAAAGGAUUGGUGUAAAGCUAAGGGACUUGGUUCCUUGUGUACCUAUUUUGUUCAAGGAUGAACAAAUUAUACUCUGGAGGGGAAAGAGAGAUCAGGAACGAAACUCUGACAUUUCUGAUGCCAACGAGAAAUCUUCGGGUACUUAGUUUAGUUUCCGAACCGGAAAUCUGAUGCAGUAAUGUAUUGGGCUAUCAUUUAUUUAUGCUUCCAGGCCAAAGAAUGUUGGAUAGGUUGCUUGUUGAUCCGUUGCCUGGAAAAGCCAUCGUUCUGAUGAAAAUCAAUGUACCAGUUCGUUUAAGCAACCUAAUUGUCGUCACCUGUUUGCAUUGGUGCAUCCAUCGUGUUGCAUUUGAGACGUCAGGUAGUCUGUUUACAAGUUUGUAAUUGUCCUGAAAUUUAAAACCAGUAUUCAUUUUUCAGGAAAAAAAACCCGUCUUCAUAAUAUAAAAAUAGAAGGUACAUUUUUGGGAAGUUUGUUGCAAAGAUAUCUUUCAUUAACUGAAACAAUGGAAUGAAAGAAUGUUUUGCACUAAUCCCUUUAUAUUUGUAGCUACUGUAGACCUUUUGUUCUAUAAGAGAAUCUGUCUUAAGCGCGUCUCCAUUUGUAAAAUGGUUAAAUAUGUUGUUUAUUUGACAGUAAUGCAUCUUAGAUAGUGUGAUGUGAAAUUUGGUCAAAUGGUUUAAUCCAAUCUGACCCAAGAUUAGACUAAGAAUUCUUGAGAAAAAUGUGAAAUUAAA
Molecule: messenger RNA, 3587 nt
Organism: Gossypium arboreum
Lineage: Eukaryota; Viridiplantae; Streptophyta; Magnoliopsida; Malvales; Malvaceae
Exons: 5
Coding region: 1-1167 (388 amino acids)
Source: RefSeq, a predicted model, not a curated record